AUGUCGAAUAAUCAAGAUAUUCCAAAUGCAUCAGAACAACAGGCGAAUAUUCACUCGGCUUCAUCACCUGCCAGUCUUAUGUUGGCCAUGAUGAACGAUCCUCAAUUUUCUGAUCAAAUUCGCCAAAUGAAUCCUCAAUUGUUUGCACGUAUGAUGAGGAUGCCUUCAUCCCCGCAAGAUUUAUCUUCACCAGAUCAAACGGUUGAUCCAUCUUCUCACGACUAUAAUCAUGGACAUGGUCAUAGCCAUUCUCAUUCUGGUUCAUGUAAACAUGCGCAUGGUGGUCCACGAAUGAAUAAUUUUAUGCGUGCAACUCAACCUAUUUCAACAGUACCUCCAAAACUACCACCAUCAACGGAAAUGAAAAUAGUACAAGCUGUUCAAUAUGGUGAAAUAGAAAGAUGUAAACAAUUAAUUGAAAGUGGUCAAGCAGAUGUUAAUAGUCCAGAUGAAGAAGGCUGUUAUUUAUUACAUUGGGCGUCUAUCAAUAAUCAUGUUGAGAUCGUUAGAUAUUUGAUUGAAAAAGGUGCAGUAGUUGACAUCGCUGGUGGUGAUUUACGUUCAACUCCACUCCAUUGGGCUUGUCGACAAGGUUGUUUAGAAACAUUUUUUCUUUUGAUUGAUAAUGGAGCAUCCAUUGAAUCCCAAGAUUCAUGUGGAACACAAUCGAUCCAUCUAGCAUCACAAUACGGUCAGCUCAAAUUAGUUGCUUAUUUACUGAGUCAAGGAAUCGAUGUCGAUUGUAAAGAUGGUCAAUCUUUUACACCGUUGAUCUACUCGUGUAUGGGUUCGCCAAAUACCUACUAUUGUGCGACUCAAAUUUUGCUGUCAUUCGGUGCUCAAAUCAACUAUCAAGAACCGAAGCGACUCUAUACGCCAUUACAUUUUGCUAUAAGUACAAAUAAUGCAGUUGCUACAAGAGUUUUACUACGACACCCACAAAUUAAUCUAACAUUAAAAAAUGUUGAUGGUCAAGAUCCACUAAUAUAUUCGGAUAAAAUCCGAAAGAAUGCAGAUGCAACUUAUCUAAUACAAGAAAAACUAAGUGAUCAAAAAUUACAUGUAAAAGGACCAACAAAAUUGAAACGAAUAUCUGCAGAUAACUGGAAUACUCUUGAACAUUUUUGCUAUCAUGUAUUUACUAUUUAUGGUAUCUAUUGUAUUUAUUGUAUUAAAAAAGUCAAUCCGGGAUAUUUACGAAGAAUUUCUGAUAAUAAACAACGAGAAAAUGUAUGUAUUGAAUUUGCCAAAGAUUCAAAAUGGACUCCGGAACAUUUUUGUGUAACAUGUAUUAUUCGUCGACCACUGAGAUCAAAGCAUUGUCCAGUUUGUCAUGCAUGUGUAGAAAAAUUUGAUCAUCAUUGUACUUGGCUUGAUGCAUGCAUUGGUGGUCGUAAUCAUUUUUAUUUCAUUCGAGUAUUAACAUUUGGCACUUGCGCUUUGUUUUUAUGGAUUAAACAAGGAUUUUCAUUAUUGGCAAGUCAACCCUCCCUUUCCUUAUGGGAUAUACUCGUUGUCCAAUUUGAUCCAUGGUUUGUUUAUAUUUCUAUUUUGACGAUUUUCAAUACAUUUUGGGUGUUGUUUAUGACUCUAUUUCAUCUGUACAAUUCAAUUAUUUACGGUGUGACAAUUAAUGAAAGAUUGACACGUUUUCGCUACGAUUAUUUCCGGGAUUCAUCUGGAAAAUUUAAAAAUCCAUUCAAACAAAGUGUAGUGCAAAACUUUCUAGAAACAUUUGGACUUUUUCGCCUUCUUUACAUGUGUAAUUAUAAAAUGAUAGAUUGGGCGAAAGUUUACGAUUUGAAUGAUAUCCAGUUGAGUUCAAACAACAAAAUAAGUUAG
Molecule: messenger RNA, 1842 nt
Organism: Didymodactylos carnosus
Lineage: Eukaryota; Metazoa; Rotifera; Eurotatoria; Philodinida; Philodinidae
Source: the annotation of a GenBank genome assembly